This is a messenger RNA of Dinoponera quadriceps, 609 nucleotides long. RefSeq names its product dynein light chain Tctex-type (gene Dlc90F). Lineage: Eukaryota; Metazoa; Arthropoda; Insecta; Hymenoptera; Formicidae. Gene Ontology annotation, molecular function: dynein intermediate chain binding. The record is from RefSeq and is a predicted model, not a curated record. Gene Ontology annotation, biological process: microtubule-based movement. Bases 170 to 505 code for a protein of 111 amino acids. The transcript is spliced from 4 exons. Gene Ontology annotation, cellular component: cytoplasmic dynein complex; cytoplasm.
UCUCAGUGUGCACAAAUUUCUCGACCAGUGCAGCCAGUUCAGCUAAAUAGAACAGACUAAUUGUUAUGAAAAAGGCUGUAAUAUUUUGAAUUAAAGUAAUUUUUGCAUUGUGCAUACUACCGAAAUUACCUUGAUCGUGCAACAGCAGCCCUUGUAAUAUUUGUCAGAAAUGGAGGAUACGCAAGAAGAGCUGCAAUUUGUGGUAGACGAUGUCAGCAAUAUCAUCAAAGAAGCAAUUGAGGUAUCAAUAGGUGGUAAUGCGUAUCAACACAACAAAGUCAAUCAAUGGACUUCAAAUGUUGUAGAGGCUUGUUUGGGCAACCUCACGAAAUUACAGAAAGCUUACAAAUAUAUCGUAACCUGUACAAUCAUGCAGAAAAAUGGAGCUGGACUGCAUACUGCUAGCUCGUGUUAUUGGGAUAAUGCUACAGAUGGAAGCUGCACAGUGCGUUGGGAAAAUAAAACUAUGUAUUGUAUUGUGUCCGUUUUUGGAUUGGCCCUUUAAAUUUAUCUGUUACUAUAAACUGAAAAGUUCCUUCGUUUGAAAGGAUUAAUCUCCUGGAUACAGGAUGUAGUAAAUAGUCACAGAAAUAAAAUUUUCCAUUAUAA